CAUAGGAAACUGUAGUACUACACCUCUUGGCGCCGGAAAAAAGGCCUUAGUACUGCAGGCCAAAGUCUCGGAGUUAAUGGAACGGGAGCGUAAAUUAUUGGAAGAACAUACGCGACAGGAGGCAGACUUUGGACUCCGUAGGGCCAAACUUAAGGAACUCUAUCUUCAGAAAGAAGAGGAGUUGAGACUGCAGUCUGAUCAUACUAGAGCAGUUGAGGUGGAACUAGAGGUGCUACGUGCUCAGGUGCGAGAGCUGCAGGAAGAACUGGAGGAGGCUCGCAGUGCAGUCACAAUUGCACAAUGUACAGCUGAAAAUGACAUUGCUGUAGAACAACGUAAAUGUCAGGAGGAAAUAGCCACAGUCCAACAGCUCAUGAAAGUGUGUGAUGAGGGCGCAUCGCGCACUAUGUAUUGGCACGACUAUAAGAUGGUGUUGCGCCACUUUGGCUCUCUUAUGGUGACAGCCCACUUUGUCUCUUAG
Molecule: messenger RNA, 481 nt
Organism: Penaeus vannamei (Pacific white shrimp)
Lineage: Eukaryota; Metazoa; Arthropoda; Malacostraca; Decapoda; Penaeidae
Source: RefSeq, a predicted model, not a curated record